GCGUGACCAUUCUUAUUUCCUCUGUAGUAUAGUAUAAUUCACUAUACCACCGUUGAUCAUAUUGACAUUCUUAUUUUAUAUCUUACCUACCCGAAAUUGUUUUGAACAUCAUUUGGAUUAUUUCAGAAAAAAGACCGAUAAAGUAAUUGCUGUUAGGUCCUCUUCGAAAUAUGUUAAUAAAACAUGUAGUGAAAAACAAUCCUCUUAGAAUAGUUCCAUGAAUUGAUUAGAAGUGGAAAGAAAGACGCAGAUCUACGUGCCUUGUGGAAAUUAAUACAAAAGUCUACAUCUUACAAACCGACACAUGUAAACUCAUCGAUCAAAAGGGAAUGUUUGUUUUGCUUCUCUCUGCCUUUGAGUCUCGAGCCAUCACGAAGGUUAGACCGAACGACGGUACGAUUACUUGACGACUUUAUUUCAAAGCACGUAAUUGAAGCAAACAAUGGCUGGCAGUGGAGAACUUUGGGUACAAUGCUUUACCUGUUGUUUGAUGCAACAAGGACCAAGGACACGGAAUGGAAGACAGAGGUCACAUCAAAGGUUAAGGAUAGAUCGUAGCAUGAUAGGAGUACCUACAAACUUUAGGCAUACCGGACAUAUUAGCAGUGGAGAUCUCGAUAUGAGCAAUGCACAAUUGUCAAAUAUUCAAGCACAAAUGCAAAUGAAAGGAGGCUAUGACAAUGCAUACAGUGUCAAGGCAUGUUGAAAACAAUUAUAAAGCAGUUUCAGAUUGUUCUGCAAAUAAUCUUCUGACAUAACUAAAAAAAUGACUAAUUUUUAACAUUUAUGAUCUUUAUAUGAAGGACAUACAUGCCGUUACAUUGUAUUUUCAGAAUAUGCUCAAAGAAAGUACUUUGAAUAUGUUUAAGAUUAACACAAACAAAAGCUUUGUAAACACACAAUGUAAAUCAUUUUUAUUUUUUGAUGUAUCUUAAGUAUAUUACACUAAAAGUUACUCUCAUGCAGAGAUAAUUUCGCAAUUGAAAUUAGCAUUUUAAUUGUAAAUAAGUAUUUGACUUUCAUACUAUUUGAAUCUCCAAUUUUAUACAUAGUAAAGACUGGAUACCUAAUAGAAACAGAAACUGCCAUAUUGUACACAACUUCUUCCAGGUGCAUUUUUUACUUACAAUUAUACUUCCAUUAAAAGAAAAUCGAUGUUUGUUAAUGUAAAUGGUAAUGUAAUAACAUAAUAACUGUUAUAUGACAUGUUAAUCAUAUUUACUUGUUUUUUUUUUUUUUUUGGAUAUGAGAAGAACUUUUAUAGUAGUAGAUUUCUCGUUAAUAAGUAUUAGAUACUGUUCUUAUAAUUGCAAGUGUGAAUGUAAGUACUCCGUGUUACUAGGUAGUGUUUUUGUAAAAAGAAAAGAAUGUAUUCUGCAUAGCUCACCUGUGCUGACUAAUCGAUAGAUAUUUUUAGCGUAUAUAUGGUGAACGUUCAUGUUCGCAAAGCACGGCCCAUUUUUCCUACUUCUGUAUUCAUCCUUGAAUAGGGUGUAUAAACCUAUAUUAGGUAAUUUUCGGAACGUAGAUGUGUCAAAAAUUGAGAAAAUGAUUUAUAUGUAUUUGCCUAGUCUAUAACCAUUCUAUUAAACCUCAUGAAUUAUGCUAAUCAUUGUUUGUUAUAUUUUAAAAUUACAAAUUGUGAUCUCUCGAGGAUAUAACCAUGGACCAUGUGAAAGAAAAGGAAACAGGGGGUAUUAAAGAAAUUCUCUUAGUGACCAAUGUAGAUCUAUAAAUUUGCUGGAUGACUCAGAAAAAUAUUCUUAAUUUAAACGUACAUGUAAUUUCUUGAAUACAUCUUUAUCCUCUGUGCAUCACAAAUUAUUUAUGCCUUCGAAAUUUAGAUAAAAAGAAUGUUCCAUAAUGUAUAAACAUUGGAUCACUUGUAGAAAAUUUUGCGAAAAAAUAAGGAAUAGAAUAAAAUUGUAAGUACUGUAUUUAAUGUGUAAGAAUAAACUCGCGUAUUGACAAAUUAGAACAAAGUGGAUCGCUUGGAUGUAAAUAUACAUAUAUAUUCCAUAUGUUUUUGCGGAGUAUAUUGUUUCACUUUCUUUGUAUUACAUAUUUUUCAUAACAAAUAUAAACAUUAUAAUCUUUGUUUUAUGUAGGAUAUAACUGGUGAACAAGUACACAAGAAACAAUAUUCUUAAACUAAGAAUCACAUUAUCGAUGUCACUAAUAUAUCAAAUAGUAUCACAUGAUAUAAAGUCAUUUCAUUUCUACUACAAAACUGUUUGCAAUCGUAAAAAAAUGUAUAAUUAUAAGAAAGGAAGUAUAAACACAUUGAGAUAAAUUGUACUGUAAAUGUUUAGAUAUGUACAUAUAUCAAUACACUGUUCUUUUAAAUUAGUUUUCGAAUAUCCAUAAAAUAUGGAUAAUCGGAAAAAUGCCUACGAGUAUUUUAAUUUCUUAUAAGUUUAGAUUCAACAACUAAUAAUAAGCUGAUAAACUUAACUUA
This is a messenger RNA of Bombus pascuorum, 2458 nucleotides long. RefSeq names its product CDC42 small effector protein homolog (gene Spec2). The transcript has 4 exons. The record is from RefSeq and is a predicted model, not a curated record. Gene Ontology annotation, biological process: regulation of Rho protein signal transduction. Gene Ontology annotation, cellular component: plasma membrane. Bases 443 to 706 code for a protein of 87 amino acids. Gene Ontology annotation, molecular function: small GTPase binding. NCBI's taxonomy places the organism in Eukaryota, Metazoa, Arthropoda, Insecta, Hymenoptera, Apidae.